GCCUCCUGUCCACUCUCCCCAGCCGGCCGCCGCCCCCAAUCGCCCGCCGCCGGCCGCAACCCCGUCGGCCCCUCCGCCCCUAGGUCCUCCGCUCGUCCUUCUCGGGGCCGGCCGCCGCCGCGCCGGGCAGGGCAGGCCGCAGGAGGCCAGGAGCCUGUCGCUGCCACCCGGCCCCACAGCGCGCCACGUCAGCGGUGCGGACCCGGGGCCCGAGGCAGAGUGCAGACGAAGUGACCGGCCCCCGACUCUCCGAUCGGAGCGGAGAUUCCCACAAAAGUCCCCCCCCCCCCCCCCUCCAACCCACGACGCAUUUCACCGGGCGCACCAGUACGGUGUCCGUGUCGCGCUCUGCCCCCCAGAAAACCCCACAACUCGCGGCGGGUGCGCGCGCGGCCUCGCCCGCCAUGGCCGCCGCCGGCGGCGACCCGCUGACCCCGUCCUCCGGCAUAUUUUACAGAAGGCACAAGAAAUCUGCUGAGCGUAAUACCAGUGUAUUAACACCUGGAGUUGCAACCAAUUCCAGUGGUCAUGCACUUCCUGUUGCAAGUAGGGUCCCCAGUUUGGAAUUUGGCAGUGCUAGCAAGGAAUGGGAAAACAUUCGUCAGCGCAAGGUCCAAUUGAUCAACUUCCUUUCUAGUCUGGAACGUCCCUCUGAAAAUUCUGUGAUAGCCAACAGAAUGGCAGGUGGCAAAUUGAACAAUUAUUCUACAGAGCCAAGAGAACAACAAGAAAAUACUCCAAUAAUAGUAAUUUCAGAUGAUGAGGAUGGAAACAAUUCAGGAUACAAAGAACUGACAACAUCUGAUUUGGCUAGUAAUAUCACAAAAUGGGUGGCAUCCAAUGGGAUGAGCCAAGCAUUUAAAACCAUGCAGAUUGAAGGAGACAAAAAUACGCAGAUUGUUCCAUAUGGUCAAAAUGCAGCUUUAGUGAAUCAAUUUCCUUUGCAAACCAGCUGGCAACCAUCUAUUCACUUUGAGAGAGUUGUAUUGCAGAAAAGGCCUGAGGAGCAGCGUGUGCAAGAUCUUUUGGCUGUUAACAUAGCGGAGAAGAGAGCAGAAACACAAGUGUUCCUUUCACAUCCUACAGAGAAAAAGCGAAGGAGAUCAGACCCCAGCUUGCAUGUCAGCGAAGAUGCUACCUGCGCCCCUAGACAAAGGAAAAGAAAAUCUGGCACAGAUCCAGUAGCUGCUGAUUUGUCCUUGGAUUUAGGAAAAACUGAUAUUUCAUCAGAACCUGAACUGACUAUGAAGGAAGAGGAGAAACCAAAAAAUGAAAGUGACGGUCUUGAGGAAUAUUGGAAAGAUUUUGCGUUGGCCAUCGAAAGUACAAAGAUUGACUCAUUUGAUGAGGCGGCAAAUGAGAAAGAAGAGGAUCAUGGAAAGGUGGAGGAUGUCGACUGCAAUCAUGACAUUCGGAUUCAUGAAGAUUUGGGCCAUGUAUGCCGUGUCUGUGGAAUGAUUGUGAGAAGAGCUGAAUCAAUAAUUGAUUAUCAGUGGAAAAAGGCUUCAAGGAGAAGAACAAGUUGCUAUGGAGGACAUUCAAAGGAUGCUAAUGAGAUAGAUUGUGGUAGUGUUAAACUGUCUGAAGAUUUCAUAGUUGCAGAUAUUGCUAUUCAUCCUAGACAUGCUAAGCAAAUGAGACCACAUCAGUUGGAAGGAUUCAACUUUUUGGUUAAGAAUUUGAUCGGAGACAAGCCUGGAGGUUGCAUUCUUGCUCAUGCCCCAGGUUCAGGGAAAACAUUUAUGCUUAUAAGCUUCAUUCAGAGCUUCUUAGCAAGGUAUCCAUCUGCAAGGCCCCUUGUUGUGCUACCCAAAGGGAUUUUAGGUACAUGGAAGAAAGAAAUUCAACAGUGGCAAGUACAGGAUAUACCAUUGUACGAUUUCUACUCUGUUAAGGCUGAAAAAAGAGUAGACCAACUGGAAGUCCUUAAAUCAUGGGAAGACAAGAUGAGUAUACUGUUUCUUGGAUACAAGCAGUUCUCCACAAUUAUCUCCGAUGAUGGGGGCAGCAAAGCAGCAGCUGCAUGUAGGGACAGGCUGCUAAAGGUCCCCAACCUUUUGAUAAUGGAUGAGGGUCAUACACCAAGAAAUAGGGAGACUGAUGUACUAGAAUCUCUGAGUAGAGUGGAAACACCACGCAAAGUGGUCCUUUCAGGUACACUAUUCCAGAAUCAUGUUGAGGAAGUGUUUAACAUUUUGAAUCUUGUUCGCCCAAAGUUUCUCAAAAUGGAAUCAUCCCGUCCUAUUGUUAGACGGAUAAUGAGUCAAGUAGAAAUGUCAGGUAGAAGUUCGAAAGGGAUUGCCUACAGUGCAUUUACUGAGUCAGUUGAAAACACAUUGUUGAAUGAUGACAACUUCAAGAGAAAAGCUCAUGUCAUUAGAGGUCUUAGAGAACUUACAAAGGAUGUUCUUCACUACUAUAAGGGUGAUAUCUUAGAUGAACUACCUGGCUUAGUCGACUUCAGCGUGUUCUUGAAACUCACUUCCAUUCAGAAAGAGAUUAUUCAAAAGAAGAUGGGAGCAUAUGACAAGUUCAAAAGAAGUGCGGUAGAUACUUCAUUGUAUGUUCAUCCUUGUCUUUCAGAAAUUUCAGAAGUUAAUGCUGAGGAUAGGGCUAACAACUUGACAGAUAAGUCAAUUGACAUUAUGAUUGAUUCCAUCGAUGUGAGAGAUGGGGUGAAGGCCAGGUUUUUCAUGAAUAUCCUGUCACUUGCUAGUUCUGCAGGAGAGAAAUUACUUGCUUUUAGCCAAUAUAGACUUCCAAUGAGAUUUUUGGAAAGGCUUCUGGUUAAGGUGAAGGGCUGGCAUGUGGGGAAAGAGAUUUUCAUGAUCUCUGGUGAUACUACUCAAGAAGACAGAGAAUUGUUAGUCAAUCAAUUUAACAACUCUGCUGAUGCAAAAGUACUGUUCGGUGCUAUCAGGGCAUGUGGUGAGGGUAUCUCCCUUGUUGGCGCGUCAAGAGUUGUCAUUUUAGAUGUUUACCUGAACCCAUCUGUCACCCGUCAAGCGAUCGGGCGUGCAUUCAGGCCUGGACAGCAGAAGAAAGUGUUUGUAUACAGGCUUGUAGCUGCUGAUUCUGCCGAGGAGAAGCACCAUGAGAGCGCAUUCAAGAAGGAAGUUAUAUCGAAGCUAUGGUUCGAAUGGAGUGAGCACUGCACAACAGAAGACUUCAAACUUGGUCAAGUUGAUAUUGAUGACUGUGGGGAUGAAUUAUUGGAUACUAAAGCAAUGCGUCAGGAUGUCAAGGCACUGUAUAAAAGGUAGGUAAGAAGCUUUGUGGCCACUGGACGCCAUGUAAAUAUUGCAAUGCUGACCGUCCGAGCUGGUACAUGAUCUGAUGGUGAUACAGUGGCUUCGUUGUGGUGACAGACCUCAGUAUGAUCUAAGCUAGGACUUUACGUUUCUUAGUCAUUUUCAAACUAUGUCUAUGGUAUGGCUCCUUUGUAGUAUGUGCCAACUUGUGACAGCAAUCGGGUUGAGCCUCGUGACUCUUGUCAAGUUACUGAGGAUUAACAGCCAUCGUUUUCUCCUCAUAAAGUUUUCGUGGGCAACAGGAAACAACUCAAUAAACCUUUCGUGAAUGUGCGCUCAGUUUGUUUUGUUCUCCAGCAUUGGAGGUUA
This is a messenger RNA of Panicum hallii, 3620 nucleotides long. Its product is annotated as protein CHROMATIN REMODELING 35-like. Gene Ontology annotation, molecular function: ATP-dependent chromatin remodeler activity; ATP binding. Gene Ontology annotation, biological process: gene silencing by siRNA-directed DNA methylation. NCBI's taxonomy places the organism in Eukaryota, Viridiplantae, Streptophyta, Magnoliopsida, Poales, Poaceae. The record is from RefSeq and is a predicted model, not a curated record. The coding region runs from base 405 to 3263 and encodes 952 amino acids. The transcript is spliced from 7 exons.